GCAGCCGGCGGCAGCUGCCGCCUCACGCCUUGGCAGCCAACACACGCGCAGGUCGCAUUCCCGCAACGGGACACCGGCCGAAGCCGAGCGUUUGGCAGCUCGCGUCGUCGUGCCACCAUUGUCGGAACGGCUGCUGCCGUGUGACCUGCGGCGACACGCCGCCUUGUCCGCGCGGGCCCACGUGGUCGGCGGCCAGGCACGCAGCGACGUCCUCGACCCCGCGAGCGGCCUCGGGCGGAUGCCGCCUCGGCGCGGCAGCGUGCUCCCACCGGCCGGCGCCCAGGAAGCCCAGACGACGUGCCUCGAAGCGUGGAUGGGCGCCGCCGCUGUUCGCUCCCCGUCGGUGUUGGGGGCGCGUCGUGUUGUGACUCGUGUCGCGCGGCCAUGUGGUGGUGCGAGGCCGGCGGCCGCGACCUGCCGCCCCCGUCCGGCUGCCGGUCGGCGGUGCUCAAAGGAGGCGCGCCCUGGGGAUUCCGGCUGCAGGACCGGGCCCCGCCCGGCGGACUGCCCGCCGUCGUCGUGUGCCAGGUGGAUCCCGGCGGGAAGGCUGAGGCCGAAGGUCGCAUUCGGGUGGGCGACCUGGUGCUGUGCGUGAACGAGGUCCCGUGCUCUCGCGCCGACCAGGCAAGGCAGCUGGUGGACAGUGCAUUCAACACGCUCACGCUGCUCGUCUGGAGAAGGAACGGCGAUUCACCACCGUCGUCGGGUGGCGUCUCGACCCGGGAGAGCCUGUGGCAGAAGGCCUCCUCGCUGCGCCAGUCGCUGCGGGGCCGCAGCAGCCGCCACGAUGGGACUCCCGGCGGCGGCGGCUCCUCGAACCGGCGGCCGGCCUCGCUCUACCUGGCCGACUCGUCGUCCCGCUGCUCCAAGUCGCGCCAGUCGCUGCGCCGCGAGUGGGGCUCGCAGCGGGACCUGUCGCGCGAGAAACGCCACGCCGCCUCACUGCCGCACCCUCCGUCCCAGCAGCAGUCACAACAUCAGCAGCAGCAACAGUCGUGCGACGCCGGCUCGGACCAGGAGCCGGACACUGCGUGGUCCUCGACGUGGACGUUGCCGGACAGCGGCAACGUGCCGCUUCCGCCCAAGCAGCGCUCGCCACGCAAGUUGACCAAGGACUCGGGCUACGAGACGAGCGGCGGCGGCGGCGGCGGAGCUCACGGAGAACCCGACUACGUCAACAGGGAGUGGGUGUCCCGCGCUCCCAGUCCGCCGCCGUCGGGGUCAGGCCAGACGUCGUGCUCCUCAUCCGGCACCCCGUCGGGUCCGGCCAUUAUCGGAACUAGUCCCGUCGGCGCUGGUGGCGCGACGCCCUGGACAUCGGGCCCAGGCAAUCCCGGCGCUGGCGCCCGGGACACUUGCCGGGAGACUGGCGAUGACGGAGGAGGUUCAAGGAGCUGUUUCGCCUCCGGAGAGUCGCUAAGGUCACCAGGAGGAGUCUCACUACCUGCGCCUGGUAGCGGCGAAGAUGACGACAUGGUGACGAGACGCUUCAAGAAGGGUACCGUGUACAGCGCUCUGGCCAGCCAGAGUGGCCUGGACUUUUCUCCGGUCGUGCUUCCGGCAACGAGGCCCAACUGGGGCGAUCGCUCUCAGAUCGGCUGCGCCGAAGACGACAACAGGGUCCCACCGCCACCACCGCCGCCGCUCAAGGAGAGGAAGCCCGCGCCGGCGCCCUCGCACGAGAAGUACCCGUCGUGGCCCGUCACUCCAGCAGCGCCGGCGACGUCGACGGCUUGCCGGUCCAAGUCGUGGACGCAAGAAACAGAUUACCCGAAGGAGAAAAAUCACGGGUACGCCAGGCCCAAGAAGGGCUUCAAGAUCUCCACUCAGCAGCUGCAGCCGGUGCUGGAGCGCGCCUGCGAGCCCGGAGCCAAGAAGGCACCGAUGACACCGACGUCGUCUUCCGUUUCAGACGACGGCGGAGCUGGCAUAUCGAGUGCCAACGAUGUAUGCCUCUCGGCCGAGCUUGCCAAGUCGAGCGAGUGCAGCGCGGACGCUUACCUGAGCAGGUACGACGAGUUCCUGAGGCAGUACCAGCGCUGGAGCGAGGCGCCGUUCCUCCAACGGCUGUACCAGGAAGGCGAGAGGGACGGCUGGCCGCGAGCCACCGAGCCGCCGCCGCCGGGCAGCGAGUCAGCGUGCGACUCGCUGGGCUCCAGCGGCGGCUCCAGCCAGGACACGCUCAAGUGGCACGGCUCCUACAGUGACCUGAGUGCCUUCUCGGCGUCCAACGGCUCCUCGCUCUUUGACAGCGGCCACUCGACUUUACCGGACAGCGGUCGCCUAUCGCCGCAGUCCUCCUGUGACGGUAGCCUCGCCGAUGGCAGCCAGAGGCUCGUCUCGCCCAGCCAAGCGGCAGUGGCGCGCAGCGCACGCGUACUGCAGCCCAAAAGGCACGAGUCCGAAAGCGUGCUGUACUACGCGCCCUGCGAGCGCAGCAAAACGCAGCAGUCCUCUCGACCCAAUGAGUGUUCGCGCGUGGCGCAGCUGAAGGCAGCCUUCGACCCAGCUUGCUCAAUGACUGCUCAUUCGUCGUCCAGCCGCAAGGAACCGACUAAAAUGCUGUUCCUGGACCCGGAAAAGAAGCAUCGGGUUUCCGAUCCAGAGCUGAAGGCUAUACAAAAGCAGGCCGUGCUAUCAUUCUACAAACGCCAGACGUCGCAAGAUUCCAAGAACUGCGGAAACAGCAGCGGCAACAGGAACAGGACACUGCCGCGGAUUCCUUCGUCGGCGAAGUGGUCGGUAGCUGUGUCUGAGGCUUCCUCAAGUCAGCCGCCAUCGCUGACGACGACGGUGAAUUCGGUAACAUCUCCCAAGUCUCACGAUGCGAAAGAGAAACCUGAUGCGCCCUGGAGAGGGCCUCGAAGCUGGUCGGUACCGGACAUCACGCAGCAACUCAGCGUGGCUCCGAAGGCGCCUUGGGGUCCCGUCGUCACGGCAACGUGCAAGUCGCUCGCGGAAGCAUCUAGCAGGCGUUCUUGCGACGGUACGUCGCUCAGCCGGACUCCGUCAGUGAAUUGUAGGUCAUCCGCCGAUGUGCCGCCUCUCAAAAGGCAACUAUCUGUGGCUGUGCCCAAGGACUCGCACCAGGGACAUACUAGUAGUGAACUUUCUUUUACUGCAAGCAAAGCGCCAAAGUUCGCGUCUUCUUCUCAGCCAAUAGUCAGCGGAUCGGAUCAACAGGUUGUUCAGGAGGAGCACGCCCAAAUCGAAGCCGAAGUCAAGGACGAUGUCAGUGCGGAGAGCCGGCGAGAAUCACAUUCCCUGAGGUCCUCUGUGAGCGGCGGACGCAAAGCCCAGCUGCGUGAAGUGCGGCUUCCGGACCGGGGCACACCCGCCCUGCAGCUACUCACUUCCGAGGGCGUAACACUCGCCGUUGCUCCUCCGGCGAGCAACAAGUCUCCGACUGAUACCAGGGGAGGCGCGUCUGCGUCAGACCGCGACAGCGUGGUCGACAUGGUACCUCAGCUAAGCAAGCCCAUCGACCGGAGGGCGCAGCAGCAGCAGGAAAAACUGCUCGACAGGGUGCCCGAGAAGCUGCUCGAAUCCAGAGUGGCUAACAACAAUAACAGCAUCGUUAACAAUAACAACAACAAUAACAACAGCGCCAGCAACGGUGGUAGUCCCGCCGCUGUGGUGACGCAGCAUGGCCGGAGAACCGACGCCAUCACGGUGCUUUCCGGCCACAAAGAAGUGACUCCGGUGCAUCUGGCGCUGCAGGCUAGGGGAAGACAUCACGAAAGGAGUCACGACAUAGACAACAGCCCGCAAGACAAGGUUCACGCUUCGCGGUCCAGCGAUAGCCCGAGGUCACGGGAGAAGAUGAUUAUACCAGAUGAGAGGUUUUCGAGCUUAGAGGAAGGUAGCAGGUCGUCACAGCCUAACAGAAGAAGCCACGAGAAACUCUUCGACAGAGUCCACGAGAAGUGUCUUGACGUGCGGAUCCAGGGGCCCCCUCGAGGCGGAGAUUCGUCGGAAGGACCGAUCGCGAGCGGCUCUCCGUUCGCGGCACCACCUCCGGCCGUGCCACCCCGAAGGAGCCCUUCAUCCGAUCCGAAGCCACCGCCUCGUCCGCCACCCAAGAGAAGCGCGGCGGCCGCGCCGGCAGCUUCGGACGAGAACGGCGUCGACGACGAAGCCGAGCUGCAGAGCAUCACGGAGCGCAUCGCUGGUCAAGUCAACCUGGCGCGGGCGGACGCACCUUGUCCGGAGUCCCUGCAGCCGCCCGCGCCCGUUCUCGCAAGGGUCGGAGCGGGCUCCGCUGACGGCAGCGCGGGCGCCAGCGCGUCGGCGGCUGGCCGGCCGGUGUCGUGGACGAGCCUGUGCUCGAGCCCCGAGCUGCCGCUGCCGUCGCCUCCCCCUCUGCCUCCGACGGCGCGAGACCUGUGCUCGCCACCCGCAGUGGACGACGACGAGCCCCUGCCGCCACCGCCGGACGACCUCGAGCACGUGGCGCAGCAGCAGCCGGGCUCUGUCGCCGUGAAGGAGUGCGACCCCGCGGACCCCAGGGUGUACCCCAAAGACUCGUACAUGUGGUAUCGGACCGAGCGGAAGCCGGGUCGCCAGGGCUUCCAAGGGAAUUACCGGCGCAGUUACCACGGAAGCGGAGGCGGCGGCGACGCUGCUGACUCGGGUCCCGAAUCGUGUGCGGGCUCGGACCAGGGCUCUGAGUUCACCUCGGAGGAGGCGAGCUCCGAGUCGUCCUCAUCGUCCUGUCCUUCGUCGCCGCUUAGCUUCCCACCGCACUCGUGGCCCUCUCCGGGCGCCGCAGCUCCUCAGUCCGUGACGACUGCGGCCUCUAGUCAGGACUCCUCGUCGGCAAAGGACGCGUCCCCGCAGUGCGAGCCCGCGGACUCCUUGAACAACAACAGCUCGGCAAGCACCACUGCCAUCACCAGUAUCGCCACUGUUGGCGGCAACAUCAGCAGCGGCAACAACGUCAACAACAACGCGCCGCUUCCAACCGCGGGUGGCGAGCAGGUGGCGUGCAACGGUGGCCACGAACUCUGGACGACUACGUGCUCGUCGUCGACCACGACGAGCGCGAGUACGACGAGCGCCAGUUCGGCGGCGUGCCGCCGCACCAACUCGGCGACGCAGACGGGACCCGACGACGAGUGGUGCUCGGCGGUCCAACUUCGGCGGCCCUCCCCGAAGAGCCAGGAAGAGCUGGAGUGCGAGCGCCUGUCGCAGGACUUCGCCUCCCGGUACGGGGACGCUGCGCUGCGCUCCCUGCUCGUGCCCAGUCCGAACCAGAAGACGACGUCCGACUACCUGGAAGGCCUGUUCGACGCGGACGCCAUCCACAAUGGGCAGCCCGAUUCCUCGAGGCGGCGCAACUCCGCGGCUACGUCGCCGCAGCCUUCGCCGCCGCCAACUGCUUCAUCGUCACCAUAUCUUAUAUCCAACACAGGGAACAACGCGAUCAGGGACGAGAACCUUCCCGCGAACAGUGCCUACUACACGACGUCCGAGCCCAAGGCCAAGUUUCUGACCAGGUUCGGAUCGGACAUCGGCAAGCAGGAGUGGACCUCCGACACCGAGCUGGCUGCUAAAAAGGAGGAGCUCAUGGCGAGCAUCUCGCGCAAGCUCGACGUGCUGCGCUCGGCGCGGCUGAGCCUCCGCGAGGAGGCCUCGCAGAACGAGCAGCUCGGCCGCGCCCUGGGCAGCCGCGUCGACCAGCUGGCGCGGCCCCCCGAGCGCGACAAGUACCGUCUCCACGUCGACGAGCUGGACAAGAUCGUCAGCCUCAUCCUGUCCCUCUCCGGCCGCCUCGCACGCGUUCACAACGCGCUGGCCGGACUCGCCGGCGCCGACGAGCCCACCGCACAGGAAAGGAGAGCCCUGGAGGCCAAGCGGGACAAGCUGAGCAGCCAGCACGAGGAGGCGCGCCGCCUCAAGGAGAGCAUCGACCGGCGCAGCCGUCAGGUGGCCCAGUUCCUGCGCAAGUACCUGACACCUCAAGAGUACGCCGACUACGACCACUUCGUGCGCAUGAAGUCCAAGCUGCUUGUGGACGCGCGCGAGAUUGACGACAAGAUCCGGCUCGGCGAAGAACAGCUGGCCGCGCUCAGGGCGGGAACCGUGGCCACCGCGUCCUGGAAGUCCUUGGCCUCGUCCUAGGGUUCGACGAUAGCCGUGCUCUGACGCGAGGCCGUGGCGCCGUGAAUCAUCGAGACUGGAGGGGUUGCGAGGGGCUAGAGUCUCUGUCGCGUCCUGGUGGGCCAACUGCAGGUUAAAAAAAAAAGUUAAGUAUCUAGCACACUAUGUCUCUCGUAUUCUACGUGUAGGUCUGGGACACUAUAAAGUAGAUCAACAGCUUUUCCGAGAAUAUUACAAUUCACUCGUUGUCUUGAUGGCAUCGCCCGUCAUUGGACCAUGUGCUUAGAACUUGUAGCACUUUUUAGUAUUUAAAGCACUGUAAGGCAAGAGAAAAUAUCCUUUUCUAUGCUUCGAACUGUAGAGAUCGUUGCGAAAGUCCAACUGCACAACCUGGAGGCCUCUGUUCCCUAAAUCAGGUUAACGAAUACUGUAUAUUGUUGCAAAUAAUGCUCGAAAAACCUUGUUUCCUGCUCCUAAAUCUUGUUGUCAUAUGUUUAGAAGUACCAGAAACUAAACCUUAAGUAACAGUGAAUGAGAUAGGGCCCUGAGCGAAGCGUUUUCGCAUUCUUUCAGUCGCACCCGUCACAGAUAGUAUCUGUGCCAUAAUGUCCUAAUGAAAUUUCACUGCACAAAUCGGCAUGUCCCUUGAAUGCUUCCUUUAAUUAAGGAAAGUUUUAUUCCAUAGUUAACGGGGGGCUAAGUGCUGCUCUGCGCCAAACUGCGUCUGCAGUUCACACGAAAAGAACGCAGUAGGUGAAACUGUAGUCGUUGUCAAAAGCUGUCUGCGUGAAGCAGUUUUCAGAGGGCUACAGACAAGACUGUUUUUCAGAAACCAGUGCAAUUACGUGCCCUGAACCUCUCCAGUCUCGCCGAUUCGUGGCCGUCUCGUGUACAUAAGUCACCCCAGCACUCACCGCUGCGUCAUCGCUUGUCCAAAGUGAACACCACGGUUCAUCCAUGCCCAUGACGGCAGUCGACAGACUAGCCGUGAGAACUGCACCGCGGUCUUCGAAAGCCCCAUGUGUGCGUUCCUCAAUCGUCGGGAGGCCGGGAUGUGGUGACUAUGUGACUCGGUUCGUGAGGUGCCUGAGUGCUCCAGUGACUCAUUUUCUGACUGCCCUCCUAGUGCCAUAUCAAAUUUUUCAAGUCCCCACGUCCCUAUCACCCCACAGUCGUUUCCCUGUUCCUCGAGGUGGUUCCCGGAGGUUCCGCAAUAAUAUUGUUUCGGUUAUUGGGUUGUCGUGCAUAUGAGUCCGCUUCUUCUCUUGGUUCUAUUGUUUUGUUAAUUGCGGUACUAUUUCGUUGAUGACAACAGUUCAUGUGUGUCUCCCCGCAUUUCGUUACCUACUUCGUGUCAAAUAUUUCUGGAUUUUUGCUUUCCUAUUUUUACUCAUCGAAUGGGUUACUAAACGGCGAACACGAUUGAGCGUUUCUUAAAGUUGAUUUUAUGAAGAAACUAAAGCGGAACGCGUUCUUAGAAGCUUUUUUUUUUUUCGCUCUAUUCACUACGGACCUACGUAAGGAACCUGCAGAGUGCGACGUGCUCAUACAUCGCAAAGCUUGAACUAAAAUGGUGUGUUUUCAAAGCCUCUUGGCAUUAUUCGUGACUCGAAGGCGCCCCGGGAGAUCAAGACAGCGCAAGAAAUUAACGCAUUUGCUCGAGCAGGUAUGGUUGCGUACAACAACGGCCUAACGCUGUCUUAUCUACCAGAUGCUUAGCGAUUGCCGCAAAGGAAAAAGAGACAAAUGAAAUCAUUAGCAAGAUACAAUACUAUCACUCGCGGAGUCUCGAAAUGCUUUGCAAUGCUACGGGAACCCAGUGCUCUGCAAGUUCCACCAUUCAGAACACACGUCUAACAAGUUGUGUUGUGUACGGCAAGGACCGUGUAGCCCGUGAGCGAUGUGAGCGUUCCACUGGCAAUUGUGUCCAACGAUUUGAGUGGUCAACGAUGUGAGCGCUGUGACGCGUCCUCCAGAAAAGUGAGGCUGCAUGCACAAACCGCGGAGUCGCAGAGACUCACAUUUGGACGUAGCACUUUCACCUGUUGUAAUAUUUCCCCACGUUAGCCCGCUUUCGUCUUUUCAAACUGCUGUUGACCAAUUAAAAGGCAGCUUCUGCUUUAGGAAUGCAAUAUUGCGACUCACUGAAUGUUGCACAUGUUGCCGUUUGCGAGAGAGAGAAAAAAAUGUAGUCCACAUUUUUUUCUAGUUUUUUUUCUUGCAUUUGAUUGCUCUUAUUUUUCUUUUCUUUUUUCGUUUAUUAGUGUGUAUAUUUAUGCAGUUGUCAUGGCACCGUUACACCGCAUUUCUUUUUCUUCCUUGGUUUUGGCUGCGUGACCGCCUCUCCCCUCUUUUCUUUUUUUAAGCGCUUUUAAUUUAUUCUCCCUCGCUAAUUUACAAAUGCAUAGGUCACUAUAUACGAAAAGUAGGAGGGGAGCGUCGGUCGUCGUCUAUGGCAAGUACUGCGUUUCUAGUGUGAUAAGAGUGAAACACUCUGGAGGAGUCUUGUAAGCACCCUGUUAGGUCAGUGGCAAUGUUUUCACCGAACAGAGUGGAUUGUGUCACGUGAGGAAAGGAUCUGUGAAUAGUGUUGAUUUCGAAUGGAGUUCCCCGCGCAUUUGUGUGCUUGCGUGUGCGUGCGUGGGUAUAUUCUUUGUGCUUGCGUGCCGCUUCUCUUAAUGCCCUCUCCCCCGUCCACUACCCUCGCCCGUGUUCUUUUCGUGGCCUGGUUCCAGAACCAGGAAUGAUUGUAGGUGUGACAGGUCCAGCGCUGUUGUGGAAAGAGCGUUACGCGCGCGUUUACCGCAAGGCUGUUCACUUAUUAACAGUAUUUUUGUAGAGCCCCUUUUUAAAGAUCCUGGAGAGGCGACAGGUGCGUUAAACCUUGCGGGGAACGCGCGGUACUUCCUUGGCGACCGCCUGCGUCGUCGUUGGACGGUUCGAGGAUCCCGUGUCUUUUUGUACAAAGCGACGACACAAGAACCACCGGCAGCUGUUGUUCGCCGCCCGCCUGACCCGAGCCUCAGCUCCCGCGGGUGGCGACGCGUCGCGGCUGUUGACACCCGUGCGUACUUGUUUCUCUCGGCUGCAAUGCCGCGCGGUUGCAUGAAGGCGCGCUCGUGCGCGUCCGCAGUCAGCGGAUCGUGUUGUGCCCGCGGCGCGUCCUUCGAUUCUUAACGUGUAUAUAUUGACAGAAAAGCCACGUGACAAAAUGGCAAGUCUGUGAUUUCAAUAAAAAGCCACAUUGCUGUGCA
This is a messenger RNA of Dermacentor andersoni, 9356 nucleotides long. RefSeq lists its product as uncharacterized. The record is from RefSeq and is a predicted model, not a curated record. Gene Ontology annotation, cellular component: apical junction complex; cortical actin cytoskeleton; adherens junction. Lineage: Eukaryota; Metazoa; Arthropoda; Arachnida; Ixodida; Ixodidae. Gene Ontology annotation, biological process: actin filament organization. Gene Ontology annotation, molecular function: actin filament binding.